AUGGCUAAUUCGCAGUAUUCCUCUGCGAAAUACGCCUCCAUUACCGCAAUUGAAAGGGAAGCGCAACAGACAUCUCAAACACUGGACCCCUUCCGGAAACCCGUGUCUCAAGGAAAGGCGCUAGGCUGGAUCCUCUUAUACCACAAGCGCACGUCACAUACACCAAACCCCAAUCCUACCUUUGCUGUCCUUGGGGAAAAGGAUGAACCUGGGGUCUACUAUGUCGACAUAAGUGCUGCAACCUUUGUGUUUAUCGCGUCGUGGUCGAGCACCAUUGCCAACACAUUGACUGCUUGCGUCGUGGCCCUGCUAGGAUUUCCCCUUGCAGCUCUGCUGCGACGACAGUAUCAGAGCGGCCAACUAGGGGGUGCUCAGCUCAGCCUAGCCCAAGCGCCGCAGUUCUGCCUUCUCGUGAGCCUUCUCGUGAGCCUUCUCGCGGGGCAGAAGCUGAAAGUUCUGAGAGAAUAUUUACAGUUGGCAGUCAAGAGGCAUGACCAAGGCUGGAGCGUCAAUCUGGGCGUUGCUGGCCUCGUCGUUGCAAUUGUUUUGUCGUGGUUUAUCAUUGCCGCAGACACCUAUCUCCACUUGUCGACGAAAAGCAUCUUGCUCAACGAUGCCACACCCGUCGACCCUGAUAUGACCUUCGGCUCAAGCUAUGUGCUCGAGUAUGUGUGCCUGGGUAACAACACUUUCUACGCACAAUCGGAGUCCCCAUGCAUUUUCCAAUAUGAACCUCUUUACGGCAGUACCGUCUUCUUGCCAAGCGCGGAUGGAAUGAGCAUUCUCAGCAACGAUUCCUUCGCUACCGCGAUAUAUACAUACACUCCUCCGAGCGAGAACGGGACGAACAGAAUGUCAACGUCGUACGCUUAUGCAGGAUCUGGCUCUUUUGCAUCAAACGCCGACUUCGUGGCGGAAACCUUUCCCGUCUCAACCCAGUGCAGGUUCGUGACUCGCAGCUGUCUCACGAAUGCGAGCGAGUAUUUGUCGGCUGCAAACUUUGACUGCGGGCCGAAAUAUCCAGCGUUCACGCUGCCGAACAUGACCGCUGGGACCGAUCGGCUCUUUUUCUUCUCAGGCCCCGAUGCUGCGUCCGCGCAGAUCCUGAAUGGGUCAGAUCCGAGCCGUGUCCAUCAGAAUGCCUUCACAUUCGGCGUCGCCAGUGCCACCGUCGAUACCAGUCAGUACUUCUACUGGGGUGACAGCGUCGAUAACUUCCACUAUUUCUGGGACUACUACCUGUUCUUCGUCAUGUGCGACACGUCGGCGUGGACUGCCCGGUACACCUUUUUCAAUGGCAGCGUCGUUCCCGGCUCGUGGUCCGUGAAACCCUCCAACGCCAGCGUCAGCAAUUUGAUGCAGUCCACGCUAGCGUUCCUGGAUGUUGGCUACAGCAAGGUGGAGGAGCUGAUCGGCGCUUCCUUCACCGAUAGCAGCUUGUAUGGGGUCGAUGGGCCAGUAACAUCCUUUGCAACUGGCAUCAGUUCGUUGGUGCUGGGCAUAGCAGCUUCCGGAAUGAACAAGGCUGACCCUGUGACAGUGCAAUUGAGAUUUUCGUACAUCGUGACAAAGGUCCAAAAGGGCGCCGUGUGGGCUCUCGUGGGAGCUAAUAUAGCUCUGGCUCUCGUGGGCGGUCUGCUCUUCCUUACCGCCGUUGUGGCGUUGUACAUGGGUGGUGACGAUGUGUGCGAGAUACUGAGAAGAGUCGGGGUCAAUGCCGUGGUAUGUCAGGCCGUUGCUCACAACCCGGAUCUGGGCCUCUGGAGACCGAGUGCAAGCCCUAUUGCGAGGCCUUUCGAAGAUCGGCCAAGUCAAGAGUCUAGAGACGAAGAUUAG
This is a messenger RNA of Cladophialophora immunda, 1836 nucleotides long. RefSeq lists its product as uncharacterized. The transcript has 3 exons. NCBI's taxonomy places the organism in Eukaryota, Fungi, Ascomycota, Eurotiomycetes, Chaetothyriales, Herpotrichiellaceae. The coding region runs from base 1 to 1836 and encodes 611 amino acids. The record is from RefSeq and is a predicted model, not a curated record.